Molecule: messenger RNA, 3025 nt
Organism: Plodia interpunctella (Indianmeal moth)
Lineage: Eukaryota; Metazoa; Arthropoda; Insecta; Lepidoptera; Pyralidae
Product: zinc finger protein 57-like
Exons: 13
Coding region: 117-2063 (648 amino acids)
Biological process (GO): regulation of transcription by RNA polymerase II
Molecular function (GO): RNA polymerase II cis-regulatory region sequence-specific DNA binding; DNA-binding transcription factor activity
Source: RefSeq, a predicted model, not a curated record
CAAGUCCAAACAACUUCUAUCCAACUAAACAAAUUCACAAAAUGGCCGAAAGAAAUCUAUAAAGUCUCCUUUGUUUGAAAAAUAUUUAAGAAUAUUAUUGUACUUAUGCUUUCAAAAUGAAUGAAAUAGACAUAAAUAUUGAAGGAUUUAACGUAAACGGCAUCUGUGUUGGCUGUUUAAAUUACAAGCGAAGGAUGUAUAAUGACAUAAGAAUUAAUGAUUGUUUUAAAGUACUGGCCAAGAUCGAAGUCCCAGAAUGUCUUUCCAUACAAGUGUGUUGGGAGUGCCUGGCUGCCGUGCGGACAGUGGACCGCUUUCAAAAACAGAUUGUGUCGUCUUUCGAGAUCCUCCAUGACUAUUCCCGGAAGCACAUGUUCCUAGACAACCCAUCAGAUCUGUCUCGACACGCUCAGACCCGCUUCAGUAUCUCACCGAUACAGAUCGAGCCCAAUUGUGAGCCGUUGCCAGACAAAGCGGAGGUUAAGGAGGAACCACACCAGAUGGAAAUUGAGAUUGAUGAAUCAAUAGCAAUCAAAACGGAAGACGAUGAUGAUAGCACACAAGCGGAAGAUCUGCCCAUAGACGACGCGUCCAUAGACAAUAACUCCAUAGACAACAUGGAAGAGGUGAAGUCUGAUGAUGACGAUGACGUGUCACUUUCUAAAUUGAAGAAGAAGAAGAAAAAGAAGAAAAGUCGUGAUGAAACUAAAGAGAAAACCAAGAAUAAAAAACUCAAAACCCUACCCGAAGAUUUGGUUGAAAUCUACACAGUGCCCACUGAAAAGGGCAUGAGGUGUAUACGUGAAGAUGAUCUGAACAGUGCGGAGUUUCAAGCGAUUAAGUAUAAAUGUCAGGAUUGUGUGAUGGGAUUUCUAUCGUUGAAGCUUGUGAAUGCUCAUAUGGAGGGACGGCAUCAACCUAAAGGGGACACGUCCUGUCAAUGCGACGUGUGCAAAGCCUACUUUCUGUCGAAAGACAACCUCGUCUCGCACAGACUCCUGCACUUCACGGCGUACCGUUGCAAAAAAUGCGACUUUAAAACUAGUGCGAAAAGAAUUAUCAGCCAACAUAUUCUCCGGCACGAUGAAGCGGUUCAUAAAUGUUCUGAGUGUGGCGCCGGUUUUAGUUCUAGAUCUCGUUUGAACUACCACAAGUCUGUGUGCAGUCGGGAACGGCCGCAGUGCGAUUGUUGCGGUAAAGUUUUCGCCAAUAAAAUGACGCUGAAAUAUCAUCUCAAAGCGAACAAAUUGAUUGCCAGCAAUAAAGAAGAGAAACCGAAGGAAAAGCUAUAUAUUCCGUGCAAAGGAUGCGAUAAAGUGUUCCCUUCUAAGAAGAGUUACAAAGCGCAUUCCGCGAUCCACGAAGGCUUGACAUACCCAUGUCAGAUCUGUGGCAAGUUAUUCCAGUGGAAGCGCAACCUCGCGCGGCACACGCGCAACCACAGGGAGAAGGAGGCGGGGGCGUUGCACGAGUGCAGAGAAUGCGGCAAGUCGUUCUCGAGCAGGGACUGCUAUAACAACCACAUGAAACUGAGCAAGAGGCAUGCACAUCCGGACGCUUAUAUCCAUCAAUGCAGCUUUUGCGGCAAAAAGUUCGCGACUAAAUGGUGUAUGGUUGACCACGUGGACUGGGAGCAUUUGAAGAAUAUCAGAUAUCGAUGUAAUGUAUGUUAUAAGCCAUUCAAAACUGCAAAGAUUUUGGUGGCGCACGUGAAGAAUAUUCACGAGGGGGCGAAACAAGAGGUGGAGGGGGAACACCUGUGCGAGAUAUGCGGGAAAUCCUAUAAGACUGAAAAACGCCUGAAGGGGCACGUAUGGGCGAUGCACACGCGGCGGUCCACAGCUAAAACCUUCAAAUGCAAGCUCUGUCCGGCCACGUUUACCUGGCAGACAUCUAUAUACAAACAUAUGAAGAUGAUGCACGAUAGCAACAAAAGGAAUAAGCCUUCCCGAUCAAUACCGUUGAAGAAAGAAGACCAUAACCCGGAGAUAGAUCUAGCGAAUCGAAUGCAGUUCUAUCAACAGAAUCUGAACGGCAUACACUCCGUGCCUAUAUCCUUCUAACCACUCAACCAUAGGAUAGUUUAGCUGAACAUCGCUGCGAAUCGGUAGUAAAAUGUUAAUUGUAAACCCACACUAAGCUCGAGUGCGUAGUACGAGUUUGCUAUUCACAUCUCACAAUCGAGUCGAUUCGCAGUGAGACCCAGCUGACCAAUCACAGUGCGACGACAAUACACCGCGAUGUGAUUGGUUCGCUGCGUCUCUACUCUAUAAAAUAUAAUAUUUGCGUGCCACAUAGAAACAGAACAUGUAUUAGAACUGCAAUUUACUGUGACACAUUUGUAUUGCCAUAUUUUAAGGGAAAUAAAUAAUUUGAAAUUUGAAAUCUCACUUCGAAUCGACUUUAUAGUGAGAUGAUGCAAACUCACCAUUCGUAAGUGAAAAAUUUUGAUAAAUUUUGGUGGUUUAGGCAAAUAAUAUAUGGUAUGUUCCGCCUUUAUAUGAAGUGUGAGAUUCAAAAAUGUGAUUUGGCGUUAUGUUUAAGAAAAAUAUGCCUAAAGUGCGUAUAGUAGGAAAUAAACAGUGUUCGAAUCCUGUCGGCUAGCAACACUGGUUUAUCAACCAAUCCUGAGCGUUCUAUUUGGUGUUGCAAUGACAAAAAAUGAUGAAGUUUUCUUUGUCCAUUUCCGUGACCACAAACAUUUUGCAAUUGCAUCUCCAUGCAGGGUUUUCCGGCCUAUUCAAAAAGUCCCUUACAAUUAAAAAUACUAUACUACUUGUUUCUGUUUAUUUUUAGACUUGUCCACAAAAUAUAUCACUUGUAAGGGUAUAUUUUGAUGAGAAGUCCAAUAAUCCCCUACGCAUGGGCAAUAAAUUGUUUACUACGAGCAAUAAAUUGUACAAAGUAGAUUUAAGUAUAUUUAAAGUAUAUAACCAAACAUGCCUUGACUAUUUGGUGAUGUACUUAUAUCAAUUGCCAUGUAAUAAUAUAGGUUUGUAUGAAAUAAAUUGAUAUUCAUUUUCAA